Messenger RNA from Penicillium malachiteum, 462 nucleotides. RefSeq lists its product as uncharacterized. The transcript has a single exon. Bases 1 to 462 code for a protein of 153 amino acids. The record is from RefSeq and is a predicted model, not a curated record. Lineage: Eukaryota; Fungi; Ascomycota; Eurotiomycetes; Eurotiales; Aspergillaceae.
AUGGUAACUGGGCAAUCUAUCGUGCUCUAUUCUAGGCUCCACCUAGUGACUAGCCAUCAUCGAUACCUUCGCUUCGUCCUGUGGAUGAUUAUCAUCGACGCGUGUGAUUUCUAUAUACCCACCACAGUCCUCUUCCUUAGAAGCAACCAUGGAGCUACCAGCUUUAUAAGGCCAUUCAAUAUCUAUGAGCGUGUGCAGUUAACUGGCUUCUCCGUCCAAGAAACACUGAUCAGUGCCCUCUACAUCUGGGAGACUGUCACUGGAUUAAGGCCGGUCUUAGCCCUCAAGGGUCCUCGCGGCCAAAGGGUGAUCUUCAACAUCAUUGUCGUCAAUGCCAUUGCCAUCUUACUUGAUGCUUCCCUUCUCGCCUUAGAAUACUCCCGACUAUUUCGAUAUCCAGACGAGCUUCAAGCCGUUGGUAUACAGCCUGAAGUUGAAAAUGGAGUUCACGGUGCUCAAUAG